Messenger RNA from Angiostrongylus costaricensis, 792 nucleotides. NCBI's taxonomy places the organism in Eukaryota, Metazoa, Nematoda, Chromadorea, Rhabditida, Metastrongylidae. The record is from the annotation of a GenBank genome assembly.
AUGUUCAUGGACCGCGAAGCACUUAUUCAUUUUAUAGGAGGAGCCGUUGGAGGAACAGCAGGUACCUGUAUCACAUGUCCCCUUGAGGUUGUGAAGACGCGGAUGCAAUCAAGCAAAGGGAUCAAUCCCAUUGGACCAAGCACGAGUCAAGGCAAUCUUUACGGCUUGUGUCUUUUCAGCUAUAUCAUCAAAACUGAGGGAUUCGGUGCACUGUACAAGGGCCUGCUUCCCAAUCUUGUAGGUGUCGCUCCAUCGAAGGCCGUUUAUUUCUAUUCGUAUUCUACAAGCAAACGAAUUUGGAACGACUCAGAGCUAUUCGUACCGAAUAGUGCUAUUGUGCAUAUGGUGAGCGCAGGUUCAGCAGGUUUCGUGGCCGCAUCUGCCGUUAAUCCGAUAUGGCUUGUUAAAACACGGUUACAAUUACAUCAUGGUAAAUCCACCAUUCUGCAGAUGAUUCGCCGAGUUUAUUCACGCGAAGGCAUUAAAGGAUUCUACAAGGGAGUGACCGCAUCGUAUGCUGGUGUAUCAGAGACAGUGAUACAGUUUGUUAUCUAUGAGUACUUAAGAAGUAUUCUUCUACGUCACCGUAACGUUUAUGAGGACAAAGGAAAAAUGGCAAAAGUAGUUCGAACCAGGCUACGAGAGGAGUCGGCUGUGAAGAGAGGUUUUUUUCGUACUUUAUAUGAUUUGUAUAAAGAAGGUGGUCGUUCUAUGUAUCGCGGAUUAUCAGUGCAGGUUAGGACGUCGAAAUUACUUCACAUUUAUGACAAAGUGACUUUCAUCUUAUUUUAA